This is a messenger RNA of Arabidopsis thaliana (thale cress), 574 nucleotides long. Its product is annotated as Glycosyl hydrolase family 35 protein. Lineage: Eukaryota; Viridiplantae; Streptophyta; Magnoliopsida; Brassicales; Brassicaceae. The transcript has 2 exons. The record is from RefSeq and is marked reviewed. The coding region runs from base 82 to 327 and encodes 81 amino acids.
UCUCUCUCUCUCUUUGUCUCUCUGUCUUUAAGAAACCUUUCUUCAUUGUUUCCUCCUCUUCCUCAAUCUCUAGAGAAGAAGAUGAAGACGUCAAGCUUUGUCUUCCUUUUGGUUGUAAUAAUCCUAAGCUUCUCACUACUAGCUUCUUCUUCUGAAAUGAAAGUGGGGUUGGAGGAUUACAAUUUUCCAGUGGAUCCAACUCCGACGACAAAAGCUUCGAUAAAACCAGGUCCUAUUGAGCAUGGAACUCCUCUCAAUCCUUAUAUUCCUAAGCCUCCUUCUCCUUCUUCGUCUCCUCCUCCACAGCAAUCCCAAGACGGUGGAUAACACCAAAUCUUUUCUCUGAUUUAUUUGCCCCGUGAAUGUGAUCUACGCACUGUUUGUAGUUAUAAUUCCCACGUUUUUUUUCUUCUUUCUUUAUCUCUCUUUUGUACUAACAUUGUCUUGUCGUCGCUACGUUAAUUAAUUUCCUUUAUCUGCCAGCUCGUGUGUUAGUAAUGUCCAUUUUGAGGUAUGGGAAUUUCGGCUAUUAAUAUUUUUAUUUUGUGGAUUCAAUCUCUUAGCUCUGUACAUA